UUAGCAUUCGAGAACCGUGAAGGGAUUGACGAUAUCAUGACUACAUUUCAUUUAUCAGAAGGUGAAAUUUCGUCACCAAUCACUCUCCCUUUUUGUCCUUCUACUCUCGUCGCCUCACGAAUUGAUGGGGAUUGCGAUAUCGGCCGUGCAAUUUGUCGCAACCCGGCUUUCGAGUCAAAUAGCGUAAGCACCACCCAGGUUCAAUCAAGCGCGACAUUUUCCACCUCUUUUGAUCUUCAGCUGCGGUUCUGCACUCAUGCCACCAGCCCAGAUUGGUUUUUGACCACCACUAUUUAG
Protopolystoma xenopodis is the source of this 297-nucleotide messenger RNA. NCBI's taxonomy places the organism in Eukaryota, Metazoa, Platyhelminthes, Monogenea, Polystomatidea, Polystomatidae. The record is from the annotation of a GenBank genome assembly.